UCAUAUAAAUAAAUUCAACUUCUGUUAAACUAACUUUACAAAUUUCACAUUUAGACCUGUUGCUUUAUUUGUUUGUUGAAUAGUUCUUUCCUUCAUUUACACGUCCUUGAGGCUGAACCAAUAAAACAGAAUGAAACUGGAGGACAGGUUUUACCCUAAAAUUCGAUUAAUCUUGCAUCAUGUGAAGUUUUUUUUUUUUUUUUUUGGAUCUUUUAUUGAAAGCAAGUAGAACUAGUCAGAGUCAUUACAAAGAGGAACUGAACGCCAUGUUAGAACAUGACGUUGUGCCCGUUAGUUGUAGUUGCAUCACAGUUCCUCCCAAAGCUUGCUAAGGGAUUCCACCACAACAUUGUCAUCUCGAUAAACAUGGCGAACUUCAGUAGGCCCAUUGCACCCAGGUUGAACCUGCAGUUAAUUCCAUACUUUGUAUGUUGUGUAUUCAUUGUUUUUUUGUUUCUUGAACUCCAUGUUUAACAUCUAAUGUUAUGAUGUAGAUAGAGGAAGAAAGAGAAUUUCCCACCCUCUUUUUCUGGUUAUAUUAUUUUAAGAAAAAGUCAACCUUAUACUUAGUAGGAUGCCAUUACUUGGGGGUAUCCUUCCUUUUUAGUGGGUGGCCAUGAAGGCUCUUAGUACUGACCUAGUCUUUAUUUGAACUUUGCUAUCAUCUUAGUGGCUAACCAUGAAGCAAAUACAUAAAUGUUAAGAAGGAUGUCACAAUUGGACUAUAAAAACCAGAGAUCCUAACUCCACCAUGCAACACAAGUCUUAGUUCUAUCCUUUCUUUUCUCUCCAAGAAUCACAAUGAGAAGCUUUUGGAAUUUGGGGAAAUUGCCUCUACUAGCAUUUGCUUUGGCAAUUUGCUUUGUAGCCAGCACUGUUGUUGCUGAUUACUCUUAUGGCUAUACUUCUCCCUCACCUUCUUACACCUCUAAGAAGUACUACAAAUCACCAUCUCCAUCCAACUAUCAUGAACCAACUCCAUACUACAAGAAACCGGAGAAACAUGCUGAACAUUCUCCAUCACACUAUUACAAGUCACCGGUGCCUUCCAAGCACGACUAUUACAAGUCCCCUACUCCUUCAAAGCAUUACUACAAAUCACCAGUAGUAGUGAAGUAUUACAAAUCACCAGUUCCUUCAAAGAAGUACUACUACAAGGCACCUUCCCAUUCAAACAAGUACUACAAGGCCCCUGCUCCUUCAAAGAAGUACUACAAGUCCCUUGCCCCUUCAAAGAACUAUUACAAGUCACCAUCUCCUGCAAAGUACUACAAAUCUCCUUCACCUGCAAAAUACUACAAGUCACCUGCUCCAUCAAAUCACUAUUAUUAUAAGUCACCAUCCCCUACAAAAUACUACAAAUCUCCAUCGCCUGCAAAAUACUACAAGUGGCCUUCACCAUCAAAUCACUAUUACUACAAGUCACCAUCUCCAACAAAAUAUUACAAGUCACCCGCUCCUUCUAAAUACUAUAAAUCUACCCCUUACUACAAGUCCCCUCCACCUCCCCCAUACUACAAAGAAUCUACCCCUUACUACAAGUCCCCUCCACCUCCCCCAUACUACAAAGAAUCUACCCCUUACUACAAGUCCCCUCCACCUCCCCCAUACUACAAAGAAUCUACCCCUUACUACAAGUCCCCUCCACCUCCCCCAUACUACAAAGAAUCUACCCCUUACUACAAGUCCCCUCCACCUCCCCCAUACUACAAAGAAUCUACCCCUUACUACAAGUCCCCUCCACCUCCCCCAUACUACAAAGAAUCUACCCCUUACUACAAGUCCCCUCCACCUCCCCCAUACUACAAAGAAUCUACCCCUUACUACAAGUCCCCUCCACCUCCCCCAUACUACAAAGAAUCUACCCCUUACUACAAGUCCCCUCCACCUCCCCCAUACUACAAAGAAUCUACCCCUUACUACAAGUCCCCUCCACCUCCCCCAUACUACAAAGAAUCUACCCCUUACUACAAGUCCCCUCCACCUCCCCCAUACUACAAAGAAUCUACCCCUUACUACAAGUCCCCUCCACCUCCCCCAUACUACAAAGAAUCUACCCCUUACUACAAGUCCCCUCCACCUCCCCCAUACUACAAAGAAUCUACCCCUUACUACAAGUCCCCUCCACCUCCCCCAUACUACAAAGAAUCUACCCCUUACUACAAGUCCCCUCCACCUCCCCCAUACUACAAAGAAUCUACCCCUUACUACAAGUCCCCUCCACCUCCCCCAUACUACAAAGAAUCUACCCCUUACUACAAGUCCCCUCCACCUCCCCCAUACUACAAAGAAUCUACCCCUUACUACAAGUCCCCUCCACCUCCCCCAUACUACAAAGAAUCUACCCCUUACUACAAGUCCCCUCCACCUCCCCCAUACUACAAAGAAUCUACCCCUUACUACAAGUCCCCUCCACCUCCCCCAUACUACAAAGAAUCUACCCCUUACUACAAGUCCCCUCCACCUCCCCCAUACUACAAAGAAUCUACCCCUUACUACAAGUCCCCUCCACCUCCCCCAUACUACAAAGAAUCUACCCCUUACUACAAGUCCCCUCCACCUCCCCCAUACUACAAAGAAUCUACCCCUUACUACAAGUCCCCUCCACCUCCCCCAUACUACAAAGAAUCUACCCCUUACUACAAGUCCCCUCCACCUCCCCCAUACUACAAAGAAUCUACCCCUUACUACAAGUCCCCUCCACCUCCCCCAUACUACAAAGAAUCUACCCCUUACUACAAGUCCCCUCCACCUCCCCCAUACUACAAAGAAUCUACCCCUUACUACAAGUCCCCUCCACCUCCCCCAUACUACAAAGAAUCUACCCCUUACUACAAGUCCCCUCCACCUCCCCCAUACUACAAAGAAUCUACCCCUUACUACAAGUCCCCUCCACCUCCCCCAUACUACAAAGAAUCUACCCCUUACUACAAGUCCCCUCCACCUCCCCCAUACUACAAAGAAUCUACCCCUUACUACAAGUCCCCUCCACCUCCCCCAUACUACAAAGAAUCUACCCCUUACUACAAGUCCCCUCCACCUCCCCCAUACUACAAAGAAUCUACCCCUUACUACAAGUCCCCUCCACCUCCCCCAUACUACAAAGAAUCUACCCCUUACUACAAGUCCCCUCCACCUCCCCCAUACUACAAAGAAUCUACCCCUUACUACAAGUCCCCUCCACCUCCCCCAUACUACAAAGAAUCUACCCCUUACUACAAGUCCCCUCCACCUCCCCCAUACUACAAAGAAUCUACCCCUUACUACAAGUCCCCUCCACCUCCCCCAUACUACAAAGAAUCUACCCCUUACUACAAGUCCCCUCCACCUCCCCCAUACUACAAAGAAUCUACCCCUUACUACAAGUCCCCUCCACCUCCCCCAUACUACAAAGAAUCUACCCCUUACUACAAGUCCCCUCCACCUCCCCCAUACUACAAAGAAUCUACCCCUUACUACAAGUCCCCUCCACCUCCCCCAUACUACAAAGAAUCUACCCCUUACUACAAGUCCCCUCCACCUCCCCCAUACUACAAAGAAUCUACCCCUUACUACAAGUCCCCUCCACCUCCCCCAUACUACAAAGAAUCUACCCCUUACUACAAGUCCCCUCCACCUCCCCCAUACUACAAAGAAUCUACCCCUUACUACAAGUCUCCUCCACCUCCCCCAUACUACAAAGAAUCUACCCCUUACUACAAGUCCCCUCCACCUCCCCCAUACUACAAAGAAUCUACCCCUUACUACAAGUCCCCUCCACCUCCCCCAUACUACAAAGAAUCUACCCCUUACUACAAGUCCCCUCCACCUCCCCCAUACUACAAAGAAUCUACCCCUUACUACAAGUCCCCUCCACCUCCCCCAUACUACAAAGAAUCUACCCCUUACUACAAGUCCCCUCCACCUCCCCCAUACUACAAAGAAUCUACCCCUUACUACAAGUCCCCUCCACCUCCCCCAUACUACAAAGAAUCUACCCCUUACUACAAGUCCCCUCCACCUCCCCCAUACUACAAAGAAUCUACCCCUUACUACAAGUCCCCUCCACCUCCCCCAUACUACAAAGAAUCUACCCCUUACUACAAGUCCCCUCCACCUCCCCCAUACUACAAAGAAUCUACUCCUUCCUAUAAAUCACCUCCACCUCCACCAUACUACAAAGAAUCUACUCCUUCCUAUAAAUCCCCUCCCCCUCCCCCCCACCACACCCUCCCCCUCCACCAUACUACAAAGAAUCUACUCCUUCCUAUAAAUCCCCUCCCCCUCCACCAUACUACAAAGAAUCUACUCCUUCCUAUAAAUCCCCUCCCCCUCCACCAUACUACAAAGAAUCUACACCUUCCUAUAAAUCUCCUCCACCCCCAUCAACCUACUAUUAAAAUAGUUACUAAUUCUAUCAUUUCCACCAUUUCCAUGAAUUCUAACUCCUACUUUGAGUAUCUCUAUUUCCUCAGCCAAAAUUUUAUGUAUUCUUCAAGAAGGUUUUGCUUGUUUUGUGUGUUCCUUUCUUUUAAUAAUUUGUAA
This is a messenger RNA of Solanum tuberosum (potato), 4524 nucleotides long. RefSeq names its product extensin-2-like. Bases 802 to 4524 code for a protein of 1240 amino acids. The record is from RefSeq and is a predicted model, not a curated record. Lineage: Eukaryota; Viridiplantae; Streptophyta; Magnoliopsida; Solanales; Solanaceae. The transcript is spliced from 2 exons.